GCCUGAGGGUUGCUGGCGCGCACGGAGCUUUACCCGCGGGCGCUUCCGCAAGCUUGCAGCAACCCGAAGACAUUCGUGGCUGUGAGAUCUGCUCUUAUUCUCAGAAAAAGGAUAAACCCUAUAAGGACGACUAUCUGACAAGCUCACUUCCACCCCGUUGAGUUGUUCCCCUCCCCAAGCUACCCCGGCUGCCUGGCCUGCCCUGCACGCGCUCAGCGUCACUUCCGCCCGGGCUGUGCACAGGGCAAGAUGGCGGAGGACCCGGAUGCGGUGCUGCAGCUGCCUCCUUCCUGUGCCGCUGCGGGCGGCGAGGGGUUCUCGGAGACCUCCCCAGAAACUGUCACUCCGGAGCCCCCUUCCUCUGCUGCAGUCUCGCCGGGGACAGAGGAACCUGCUGGCGACACCAAGAAGAAAAUUGACAUCCUGCUAAAGGCUGUGGGAGACACCCCUAUAAUGAAAACAAAGAAAUGGGCUGUUGAACGAACCCGAACCAUCCAAGGACUCAUCGACUUCAUCAAAAAGUUUCUUAAACUUGUAGCCUCGGAACAGUUGUUUAUUUAUGUGAAUCAGUCUUUUGCCCCUUCUCCGGAUCAGGAAGUUGGAACCCUGUAUGAAUGCUUUGGUAGUGAUGGCAAACUGGUCCUUCAUUAUUGCAAAUCUCAAGCUUGGGGAUGAGUCCUGGAGAGCAACGUGUUACAACUUGGUAUUCUCACAAAAGAAACAGCUCCAAAAUGUUCUGUUGUGGGAAGAGAAUUCAUGGAUAUCAGCUCUUCAGCAUGUAUCUACUAUGACUCAUAUUUAUCCCUAAGUAAACACCUCUAGAGUGAAUGGACUCACAAAUUUGUUAAUAUGAAAAUCAUCAUAAAGAUUGAUAUUAGAGACGCCCAUUGCUCCUUCCAAAUUGCUGUUUCAGAUCUGUCCAAGGCUAAAGGGGAGACUAGAGCUGUUGUCAAGAUGACUGAAAUGUUUGCUUGUAGAAUUGGCACUCUGCUGAUUUUUUCCCAUGGUAAAGUUAAUUUACUAAAGAUUUUGUUAUUUUGAGGGGUUAACUUAUUCAGAGAACCUGGGGUAUGGGAUGUUUGUAUUUUUAUCUGCCAUGUUACCAAGUUACUUGUCCUAUUAGCUGCAUACCGCACACGGUCCAGCAGAGGGCAGCACAGACAGGAGAAAGGGCUGCUCAGGCGCAUUUCCUGCUCACAUGUAAUCAGAACAGCAAGCAUGUGGACAGACGGGAAGACCUUUGGAGGAUACGCAUAGUUUACAUUUAGUUAGGUUGAAAAGCAAAUAAUUUGCAAAUUCAGGGACAAUGAGUCUAUGGGUCUUUUCAGUCCUGUCAUUUGAGAUUUUUGAGUCCCAAGGGGCAGAGAAUGUGAUGCACACUUGUAAUCCCGGUAUUCUCGGGGUAACACAGGAGGAUCAGGAAUUGAAGGUCAGACAUGGCUGCAGGAGCUUGACCAAAAUACAAGGAUUCUUGAACACCUUCCACCCUGUGGUAGUACUGUCACUUACUUAUACUCUACUAUGUCACACGAUUCACUGAAUAAACUUGACAUUAUUGAACAUUGA
Jaculus jaculus (lesser Egyptian jerboa) is the source of this 1566-nucleotide messenger RNA. It is a transcript of the gene Atg12, whose product is annotated as autophagy related 12. Lineage: Eukaryota; Metazoa; Chordata; Mammalia; Rodentia; Dipodidae. Gene Ontology annotation, cellular component: cytoplasm; Atg12-Atg5-Atg16 complex; phagophore assembly site membrane. The coding region runs from base 250 to 675 and encodes 141 amino acids. The record is from RefSeq and is a predicted model, not a curated record. The transcript is spliced from 4 exons. Gene Ontology annotation, biological process: autophagy of mitochondrion; autophagosome assembly; C-terminal protein lipidation.